Messenger RNA from Oncorhynchus nerka (sockeye salmon), 7455 nucleotides. RefSeq names its product SH2B adapter protein 3-like. Gene Ontology annotation, cellular component: plasma membrane. The transcript has 8 exons. The record is from RefSeq and is a predicted model, not a curated record. Lineage: Eukaryota; Metazoa; Chordata; Actinopteri; Salmoniformes; Salmonidae. Gene Ontology annotation, molecular function: transmembrane receptor protein tyrosine kinase adaptor activity. The coding region runs from base 239 to 2185 and encodes 648 amino acids. Gene Ontology annotation, biological process: intracellular signal transduction.
UCAGUUUCGUUCCUGAAAACACAUUCAACAUGCGAGAGAAAGCAACGGGCUUUUGGGCUUGCAGGUACAUUCUAAGUAUUUAUGUAUUAUUAUUAUGUACCGAAGUUUGUUUUAGUUAUUAUAAAUGUUUCACAACGCAUAUGGGUUAUGCUACGUCCACGUUUUUGGUAUGUCGUCGUGCUAUGGGUGCACAUCCAAGAUAACAGAGAACUGAUUCUCAGCUGUUCUGGUUACUGCAAUGAAUGGUAACACUAUCCAUCAGGCUACGACCACAGCUUUGGUUGCAGUGCCUCGUGGCUGGAGGGAGUUCUGCGAGUUGCAUGCCAUUGCCACGGCCCGAGAACUAGCCAACCACUACCGGAACUUUGCCAGGGAGUGGCCAGUGCACGAUGUCGUCCCCCCGGACAGCUUCUCCAAGCAGUUCAGUGAGCUGUUCCAGCAGCACUUCCACAGUGAGGUGGCCAAAGAACUGCCUGCAUCGACCCCUCCCCCCAUGAUGGGCCGGCUCCGCAUCACCACCUCCUCCGAGGCGCUGGACUACAGGGAGGCGGGCCGGUCUGGCGUUCUGGCCCCAAAGACGGAGCCCGUGCCGGUGAGCCGGGAGCAGGGGAACCCCAUCCGGUGCUCAGAAGCCAACCCAGUGCUACGAGCUCGAGCUCCCAUCCUGAGCCGCAGCCAGGAGGAGGUGACUGUGUCGGAGAGGCGGCCUGCGUCUGAACGGUACAUCCCCACCUCGACUUCCUUCACUGCUGUUGAAGUUACACACUUCUCCGUCAGCCAGAUCAGGAAAAGCGUGUGCCGUCUCUUUAAGAAGCCCCCGCCGCCCCUUCAGGACCUGCAGCCCAGUAGGCUGGUGGACAGGGGAAUGGGUGGGGCGCUGGAGGAAGUGACUGCCUUAUCGUCGUCAGCGCUGACUGGGAACCCCUCCCACGAGACCACGCCCUCGGCCUCCCCCACGUCGACCCACUUCCUAGAACGGCUGAAUAGCAGGUUUGUCCGUAGGCAGAGUGGGAAGCGCAGGCCGCAGGCUGCAAGCAGCUGCAAGGAGGGCCAGCUGAAGUACCUGGUGGUUGACGACACUAUCUCGGACACACAGCAUCGCUGGCAGCGCUGCCGCCUGCUUGUGAGGAAGAUCAGAGAGGGCCUGGCAGGAGAAAGGUUCCAGCUGGAGCUCUACGACCCCCCCAAGGGCUCCAGUCCUAAACUGACAGCACGUUGCUCAGACAUCCUGGAGAUCCGCCGCUGCAACUGUCUGGAGAUGCCGGACAACACAAACACGUUUGUUCUAAAGGUUAAUCACUAUCCAGGUAGUCUCAUAUUUGAGACCGACAAUGACCAACAGGUCAGCUCCUGGACAACAGAAAUUAAAGAAUGGAUAAACAACAGGUCUGGAAGCGGGGAUUUGGAACGCCUAACCUACCCUACGGAUAAUGCUGCGACGGCCAACCGGAGAGGGAGCUCCGAGUCAGGGAGUCAGGGCUCUGCGACCUUUGCCCUCUCGGAGCAGGUGUACCAUAAGACUGACCACUUCCUGUGUUUGUACCCAUGGUUCCAUGGCCCCAUCUCGCGGGUCAAGGCGGCCCACCUGGUCCAAAACUCGGGCCUGGAGGGCCACGGAGUUUUCCUGGUGAGGCAGAGUGAGACCCGCCGCGGAGACUAUGUCCUCACCUUCAACUACCAGGGCAAGGCCAAGCACCUGCGUCUGUCUCUAACAGAGUGUGGUCAGUGUAGGGUGCAGCAUCUGCGCUUCCCCUCCGUCAUGGACAUGCUCAGUCACUUCCGCCUCUACCCCAUACCCCUGGAGUGUGUCGCCGCCUGCGAUGUCACCCUCACCAGCUUUGUGGUGGCCAAUUCUACCGCACAAGGUCAGAGUUCAUCCGCUGUCCUGGUUCCUUUCUCCCUGCACCGCUGGAGCUCCGAACCCAGCCUAGCCCACUGCAGCCCCAGCCUGCUCCCCUCUCCAGACCCCCUUCCCCAGCCCAGGCUCCCUCUCCUACGCCCUGCGCCCUUCCCAGACCUUUCCACCUCGGGUCCCCUGCGUCGGAGCGAGUCUGUGGGCCGCAGACCUAUUCUGCGUCACCCCAACCCCCACCCACCCCUCCUCACUCAACGGGACUCCGACUACGAACUGGAGCCAGACAGAGGCCGCAAGCGGGCCAUCGACAACCAGUACAUGUUCCUCUAACUGAAGCCAGACCGGGGCCAUCAACAACCAGUAUAUGUUCCUCUAAUUGGUGGACUCCCGGUCACAGCCGACCCAGUGGUGGCUCUGAGACUCCAAAUGAGCGAAGGACAGACUCAUGAGUGAACGUGUAUGCCACAGUGGAAGUCUGUCUCGUGGGCUGGGUGUCAGAGGUCCGACCCGAGUGUCCAUUGUGAAUGUAUUUUUAGGAAAGUGUCUAAUCUUGUUAUGAUUGUCAUUUUCUGAAGCGGCUGUCGUGGUCCUUCUAAGGGACGUUGCUACAUGGGAGUGAGUGGCGCUGGUAUGGAAGGUCUUCCCUCAGUUCCUCCCUUCUAUAGGGGUCUGUUCACUCCCUCCACACAUACACUCCAUUUAAAUGAAUUCUAAUGUUUUUUGAUACCCUGUGUAUUAGUGUAUCUCAAAUGCACACAUUGUGUACUUUUAAACACUGUGUAUUUUAGUACGCAGACUAUUUUUGUAGGAAUAUGAAGGUGUUGAAAAAAUAAUAAUAAUAAAAAAACUUAACUGUGAUGAGCUUAGGGCUGUUACGGUGACGAGUCAUGACCACAGUCAAAUUCCAUGUGACUAGCCUUCUCAAACUGCGCUCUGAUGUUUAGUAGCCUACCAAACGUGCCAGUCGCUCAGCACUAUUGUCCCUCUAAUCACUCUUGACAUCAAUACAAAUCAAACACUUCAUGAGAGCUCAUGUUGCACAACAUUUUUAUAGGCUAUGCAAUUGCGUGAGAAAAGCGUUUUGAUGGCCUCUAAUAAAAAGAGGCACAGCUUUCUAUAAUCUAGGCCUACUAUAUUUCUCAACUUUCCUAAUAUUAAGCACAUUGCUUCUCUUUACAACAUGAGUAUAGCCUAACUGGCUGUAAUGAAAAUGAACCACGGGAAAAGCAACCUCCAUUCGCUAUUUUAAGUGCGUAGAUUACACAUUCUUUCCCCCCCUCUUCCGACAGGUGCAAGAUAAUGGUCCAUCAUUAAGUAUAGGUAAAGACAAGAUUAGUCUGAUGGGUGACAAUAUUUGGCUAUCACUCAUGAUGCCCAGGGUGUGCAAUAAGGUAAGAAACAGAGCAUGUUUUGUUUUUUUGCAACUUUUUCUAAUCAUAGUCGCACAUGUCAUGUAGCCUAGCCCAUUAUUACGGUGUAGAGACCAACUGACAUACAGUACCGUUCAAAAGUUUGGGGUCACUUAGACAUGUCCUUGUUUUUGAAAGAAAAUCGCAUUCUUUUGUCCAUUAAAAUAACAAAUUGAUCAGAAAUACAUUGUUAAUGUUGUAAAUGACUUGUUUAUGGAAUAUCUACAGAGGCCCAUUAUCAGCAACAAGCACCCCUGUGUUUCAAUGGCACGUUGUUAGCUAAUCCAAGUUUAUAAUUUUAAAAGGCUAAUUGAUUAUUAGAAAACCUUUUUACAAUUGUUAGCAUAGCUGAAAACUGGCCUUUAGACUAGUUCAGUAUCUGGAGCAUCAGCAUUUGUGGGUUAGAUUACAGGCUCAAAAUGGCCAGAAACAAAGAACUUUCUUCUGAAACGUCAGUCUAUCCUUGUUCUGAGAAUUGAAGGCUAUUCCAUGGGAGAAAUCGCCAAGAAACUGAAGAUCUCGUACAACAAUGUGAACUACUCCCUUCACAGAACAUUGCAAACUGGCUCUAACCAGAAUAGAAAGGAGUGGGAGGCCCUGGUGCACAACUGAGCAAGAGGACAAGUACAUUUGUGUCUAGUUUGUGACAGACGCCUCAAGUCCUCAACUGACAGCUUCAUUAAAUAGUACUCGCAGAGGCGCGACCCCGGGAUGCUGGCCUUCUAGGCAGAGUUCCUCUGUCCAGUGUCUGUUCUUUUGCCCAUCUUUUCUUUUUAUUUGCAACUCUGCCUAGAAGGCCAGCAUCCCGGAGUCGCCUCUUCACUGUUGACGUAGGUGUUUUGUUGGUACUAUUUAAUGAAUCUGUCUGUUUCGAACUAGACACUAGUCCUCUUGCUCAGUUGUGCACCAGGGCCUCCCACUCCUAUUCUAAUCUGGUUAAAGCCAGUUUGCGCUGUUCUGUGAAGGGAGUAGUACACAGCAUUGUACGAGAUCUUCAGGAUUAGCUAACACAACACAGGAGUGAUGGUUGCUUAUAAUGGGCCUCUGUAUGUAGAUAUGCCAUAACAAAAUCUGCCGUUUCCAGCUACAGUAGUCAUUUACAACAUAAACCAUGUCUACACUAUAUUUCUGAUCAAUUUGAUGUUACUUUAAAAAUACAUUAGUGACCCCAAACUUUUGAACGGUAGUGUACAUCAAAAGUAACCAAUAUUUGAAAACACAGAAUCCCAAACAAUGUUCAGAAAUGUGAGAUGUUCUCAUAAUUUACCAUAAAAUGCACCUUUUUUUAUAAUAAAGCAUUGCAUGUCUAAUCGCAUUUGCAGACUUAUGUAAGAUGGCUUACUAUUUGUAAUGUGAUGAGUAGAUAGUCAUAAUUUAGGCAAAUAAUAACUGAAUCACUGUUGGUAAAACAAAAGACCGUUCAGUCCAUUGCUGAGCACGUAUAGCAGGCCAAGGCUAUAUGGGAUACGUUUCUUCUUUGCAUGUGAAAAAUGUGGCCUUUUUAUAAAUGCAAUUCUACUACACUUCAUAUGGCGGGAGACAUUAGCAUCUUUUUUUAAUAGGACAAAUUAAAAUGAGUAGCCUACUCAGCUGACAGUGACCAUAUUAUAGGCAUACGAGAAGGGGUGAGACAUGUCCAUCUAAACUGGAAAUAAUUUUUCAAAAACAAACUUAAGUGGCACUGACCCAACAAUGUUCACUCAAUUAAGUUGAGAAUUUUGAUAAGACAAUUAGUCCUUUCACUGUAUUCUCUUUACAGCAUUAAUCAUUUGCUUUCCAAACUGUUUUCCCGCAAUUGUAUUUUGAAAUAUUGCUGUAUGCCUGGCUUGGCCUCUCUAAUUUUCAGACAUUCGCAAUUCAACAAAUAUCUGCCCAAAUUGUGAACUGCCUUUCCUUCCAAAUAUAGGCAAUGCGAUUUAAAACAAUGUUUUAUUUUGAAUGAUUAUAUUUAUUAAUUAUUUAUGUUUAGGCAAAUUAGGCUAUAUAAUUUUGGCUAUUUUAAUUAAAUUUCCUUUGGGAGAAUCUUAGCUUCCCCAUUAAAAAGGUAACUGCACGCGACCUCCAUAUGCUGUUAGAGUGCAGGCUACAUGAGUUUUGUGGGCCAUUCUAAUAAAAAAAAUUACUUAUAUUAGGCUAUAUGUAAAGACCAUAUUAAAUUGAGAAUAGGCUGAAGGGUGAGAUUAUCAAGUGUUUGUCAAAUUGUGAUUGAGAGACUGAAGUGUGCAGCCUGCACAAGAAACAGAGCUAAUGCCUUUCAUGCGACUAUUAAAAAUAAAAACAUAUCCCUACUAAAGUUGCAUUAAAAAAAACUAAGCAUAUAGAAGUACCUAUAUGUUAACUACUCAACAUAGACUAGCCACAUGUGCGCACUCCCUCAAGGAUAUGUUUUAUAUAUUCUUCAUUCUAUAAAAUAAAUGCCACGCAAUUCCAAGCAUAUCUUGUCUGCUAAAUGAACUAGUGUAGCCCACAGCCAUAUCAGGGUCUAACAUAAGUACAACUCAGUAUGCUAUUCUGUUCUGAAAUAGACAUUUUCUUCAUGUUUCUUUAGAAUUGUCUAAAAUGAAUAAUGGAUUUAAUGUGAUGGUGUAACAGGCAAUUACCGUAGAGACCAGCAGUUAUUGGCUUGACGAAUCACCGGCUGACAAUUUCAUGAUCUCCACAACCCUAAAUGAGCCUUCCAUGUAGGUUUGGAAGAGGCUCAUAGUUGGUGCUAAACCUCAAGAGAUGUGACUGAAUAAAGGGUUUGGGAGGAGACAUGAAACCCAACCUAGUCUUUGGUCCUCAACACACUCAAGUUGUACAAAACCUUUUACACAAUGGUUAUGAUACGACAGUUUGUCUACCCAAUAACAUUUACACAACCCUUGUGUAAAAAUAUCACCGUUGUAAAACCUGAAUGUGUACAGGGCCAAAGAUUAGCGUGUUAAUUUCCUAUCAGCAUGAAACAGAAAGGUCCUUACCUGUGCUCUCCAUCAGGAAGUAACGGAGAACUCAUCCGGGUCCUCUCUAAAGGCAUUUUUUUGGCUCGUAAAAUGUUUGCAGAUGCUACAUUUGAAUGUUUGUCUAUGGCUUCUUAAUCAUCGAGCUCUAGAAAGCGGCCCUCACUAAGAACCCAUGUGGUGCCUUAACACUGUUUGUACACAACCAUUCUGGUAUACAUUUGUUUAUUAAACACUUUCUGAAAAUUCUAACACACCCUUCACUUUUCUGUAUGUAGCUCUUUCCCCUUGCUUAACACUAACUUAGCAGUGACACUUUAGUCAGCGACUCAUCAACCUCGAUGUCAUGCAGUAUUUAUGGUAAUCAUAGGGUUUCCUGUUUAAGAAAUGCACAAAGGCAGGUUGAUCUCCUUAGACAUGAUCAGGAUAUUUUAUUUUCAUUGCAUAAUUGAGCUACAAAUGUAUCAAGGGUAUCUUCCAAAAUUGAAACUGACAUUAAGUGUUUAGGUGGGGUGGGGAAUAGACAAUUGUAAAGUACGGUUGGUCUCCUGCACUUAAGUUAACUAAACCCAAACGUCUGUUCUGCAAAAGGAAAUCAACGGUAUCAGUCCCUCUGACCUGUAGAGAGAGAGACUGCUUGACUGCCUCCGGGCCUGACGUUAGAAAUUAGUGCAAUAACAGAUUUCCCAUGAUUUGGCUUAUUGAACGCUUUAUUAUGGCUGAACCUGUACAUUGGAGAAACAAACCAUUCAUACUUAGCAUCCAGCAAUAAAGAUCAGCCCUACUUACAUCAGUGUCAAGCUUCGAGUGCAGACCUGGGUUGCUUCCUCUUCAACUGUCUGCACAUAGGUUUGUUUUAUACUCCCAAGGAAACAGUGCAAAUGGAUUGGCAUCAAAACACAUAGAAACCAUGUUUGAUGCCAUUACCACCUGCCAAUCCUCACCAAUUAAAAAAGUUGCCUCCAACCUCCUGUGCUCAGGUAUUAGAACAUUUGCUUGCAAGCAUUUAUUUUGGCCCCUCAGCGACGCCUUGGCUGACAUUUGUACAUUUUGAGUUCAACUGAUGAAUGCAUGUCUUCUCAAUACUGUUGAUUCUAUUUAUGUAUUAGCACUGUAACAUUCCAUCACUAAGAAAACCACCAAAGCUUUUGUCGAUCUUUGAUCAAUUGUUACAUUUCCCUCAGUUAUAAGCAUUCUAAAUUUAUAUAAACUGUAUAUUUGACUUUUGGAAAAUAAAGCUAACCAAAACACA